AACCUGCUUAGUCGUUUCCACAUACUCGCGGUUGUGGCACUGUGUUGUUACAUGUCUUCGACUCGUGCGUGCACUUUCACUAGAGUUAUGUUUUGAUCAUAUCCGUUUCGUUCUAUCAAACUGUUGUUGUUGUUGUUGUGUGUUUUUGCUUAAUGUGCAUGUGAUUUCGUCUUCGUAGCUGCUCAAUGAUGAGAAUGUCGUUGAACGAUGAGCAACGUCCGAGAAUCACGGUGAAAUGUGAAAGUUUCCUUUUCGUUCACCUUUACCUGCUGCUCUUCACUUUUGCCGGGGUUUAUGGGCAAGCCGAGAAGGAACCGAAGAAACCUUCGACAGUUCAAGAGUUGUACAAUACCAGUUCCUGCAUACCAAAACCAUACAUUUGUCCGCAUCCUAUGAUACAAUAUUAUUUAUACACAAGGCGUACUCAAUAUAAUCCCGAAUUGAUAGAUACUUUGAGGCCGGAGUCGCUUUACAAAUCGCAAUUCAAUAGGGCGCACGCAACGAAAAUCGUGAUUCACGGCUUCGGUGGUGGUAGGAAUUUGUCUCCUAGCACCGACAUGAGAGAGGCUUACUUCUAUAGAGGAAACUAUAACAUAUUUAUAGUUGAUUAUGGUACGUUGGUGAAAGAGCCUUGCUUGAAGCAGAUGGAAUGGGCUCCCAGAUUUUGCGCUCUCUGCGUAGCCCAUUUGGUCCGAUACCUCACCCAACAUCCCAGAGGCACCAGAGCCGAUCGGCUACAUCUGAUCGGUUACAGCGUCGGAGCUCAUAUCUCUGGAUUAGUUGCUAAUUACCUGGAAUCCCACAUCGACGGGAAAUUGGGUAGAAUUACAGGUUUAGAUCCAACUAUAGUAUUUUAUUCUGGACAGAACAAGUCAAGAGAUUUAGACCCGAGCGACGCGCAUUUCGUCGAUAUUUUGCACACGAAUUCCGGAAUCUUGGGUCAAUGGGGACCCAACGGUCACGCCGAUUUUUACAUCAACGGUGGCUCUAGUCAACCCGGAUGCGCGAGCGACACACUCUUCAAAACUUUAGCUUGUGAUCACACGAAAGUUACCCCUUAUUUCAUUGAGUCUAUAAUAACACCACGAGGAUUUUGGGCCUACCCCUGUCCAACACUCAUCAGCUAUCUAUUAAGGAUUUGCAAUCCUGACGAAGAAGAGUACGUUCUAAUGGGCGAGCACGUUUCCAAUAGAGCGAGGGGUAUAUAUUACGUAACCACCAAUGCGGAAGCUCCGUUUGCACAAGGUCACCCAUUAAAAGUAGAUAGAGAAACUUUAAGAAGAAAGAAUCCAAAUUAUAUUUAAAUAUAACUAAAGUUAACAAAAAAUUUAA
This is a messenger RNA of Nicrophorus vespilloides, 1332 nucleotides long. Its product is annotated as pancreatic lipase-related protein 2. Lineage: Eukaryota; Metazoa; Arthropoda; Insecta; Coleoptera; Silphidae. The transcript has 6 exons. Gene Ontology annotation, molecular function: lipase activity. The record is from RefSeq and is a predicted model, not a curated record. Bases 186 to 1304 code for a protein of 372 amino acids. Gene Ontology annotation, biological process: lipid metabolic process.